Megalobrama amblycephala (Wuchang bream) is the source of this 2493-nucleotide messenger RNA. RefSeq names its product solute carrier family 2 member 8 (gene slc2a8). NCBI's taxonomy places the organism in Eukaryota, Metazoa, Chordata, Actinopteri, Cypriniformes, Xenocyprididae. The transcript is spliced from 10 exons. Gene Ontology annotation, biological process: transmembrane transport. The record is from RefSeq and is a predicted model, not a curated record. Gene Ontology annotation, molecular function: transmembrane transporter activity. Gene Ontology annotation, cellular component: membrane. Bases 200 to 1696 code for a protein of 498 amino acids.
CUGACAAUAAUGACACUAGUUUUACUGAGAAUAGCAGUUUUACCCGGGAUGCCGAAACGCAAAGGCUUUGAUAACGUUACAUCACUGGCUGAACUUGUUCAUGUGUUGUCACUUGUAAAGUAUGACAUAAAAUUUGUCCGUGGCGAUCAUCUAUGAACUUGAUUAGCCUGCUUGAUUAUCAUUUGUAAGAGGAGACACGAUGGAUCAUGAUGAGGAGACCAGACCACUGUUGGUCAAUGAUGAACAAACAGAAGAGGACAGAUCCGAGCAGGACUCCUACCUGGAUAAAGUUAAAAAUGGGAAGUUAUACAUGGCCACAUUCGCAGCAGUUCUGGGACCCCUGAGUUUUGGGUUUGUGCUGGGCUACAGCUCUCCUGCCAUACCUGAACUCUGCAGAAUCCAAGACCCGAGACUGCAGCUCAACAGAGAUGAGGCUUCAUGGUUUGGGUCUGUGGUGACCAUUGGUGCGGCUCUUGGGGGUCUUCUGGGAGGAUGGAUUGUGGAGAAGAUUGGACGAAAGUUGAGCCUUAUGUUCUGUGCAAUACCAUUCAUCUUUGGGUUUACCAUCAUUAUUGCUGCUCAGAACCACUGGAUGUUAUAUGUGGGCAGAGUUCUCACUGGUCUGGCCAGUGGAGUGACUUCACUUGUUGUACCACUUUACAUCUCUGAAAUGGCUCAUGAGCGUGUUAGGGGAACUUUGGGAUCCUGUGUGCAACUCAUGGUUGUGAUAGGCAUUAUGGGAGCCUAUUUAGCAGGUUUGUUCUUGGACUGGCAAUGGUUAGCAAUCACAUCCUCUAUCCCUCCCGCACUAAUGUUGGUGUUUAUGUGCUUCAUGCCGGAGACGCCACGGUUCCUGCUCUCCCAAGGGAAAAGAAGAGAGGCAGAGGAGGCCCUGCGCUUUCUCAGGGGUCCUGAUGCCCCUGCAGAGUGGGAGUGUGCGAGAAUAGAAGAGGCCUACAAAAAUGAAGAGCAAAGCUUCAGUCUGGCGGAUCUGAAGGACCCUGGUGUCUAUAAGCCUUUAGGUGUAGGCAUUAUGAUGAUGCUCCUCCAGCAAUUUACUGGCAUUAAUGCCAUCAUGUUUUAUGCAGAGACGAUCUUCGAGCAGGCCCAUUUCAAAAGCAGCGAUGUGGCCACUGUUAUUGUUGCAGCCACACAGGUGGUCUUCACUGCAGUUGCUGCUGUUAUCAUGGACAAGGCUGGGAGGAAAGUUCUUCUCAUCUUUUCUGGUGUUACCAUGUGUGUUAGUGAAGCAGUGUUUGGAGUGUAUUUCAAGUUGACUGUGAUGAAGCACAAUAACUCCUCACUGACGAGUUUACUAACAGACGCCCAGGGUCCUCUGGCGGAGCAGCCCCCGACAGACCUGGCCUGGCUGGCUGUGGGAAGCAUGGGCCUUUUUAUUACAGGUUUUGCUCUCGGUUGGGGUCCUACUCCUUGGUUGGUGAUGUCCGAGAUCUUUCCCACGCGAGUGAGGGGAUUAGGCAGUGCUCUGUGUGUGCUUACCAACUGGACCUGUGCCUUCAUUGUCACCAAGACCUUCCACAACCUUAUGGAUGCCAUAACUAGUGCAGGGACAUUCUGGAUGUUCUCAGGACUGUGUGCUCUCAAUGUCAUCUUCACUGCUGUGUUUGUCCCUGAGACUAAAGGCAAAACUUUGGAGGAGAUUCAAGCUCGUUUUAAAGGGACUUAUCAGCGCUAGACAAUUUUUCUCAGUGCCAACAUCAAAAUAUUGAAGAAACAAGUUGCACUGACAUGUUAGAAACAUCUAAUGUUUUAAAAUAAUGAAAAUGUUUACAGAUCGAAAAUGUGUAUUUGACACUUUUCUGUUCUCUUAAUGUGAUUUGUCAUUGAAUUAGCGUGAUAGAUAGUGGCUGAUGUUUCAGUGUUCAAGAAUUUUUAACAUGACUCAUCAUACUGUUACUAUGGGUACACCCUUAAACAUCAUGACUUUACAUUGUGUUUAUUUUUGAGCUUCUUUGCAAGUCACAUGAUGGAUGUUUUUUUAGAAAGGUCUCUCAAUAUAUUGUGCAUGAACAACUAUUCGUUUGACGCAGAGUUUUUAAGCUUUUUUCCAUUAGUUUUCAUUGCAUUUCCUCUGUAUCAAGAUAGUAGCUCAUGUUACGUUUUAAAAUUAGUAUGUGCGUGGCUCACAUUCUAAUUUAAAAUGUAACUCAACUACUAUUUGAUCUGAUUUGAUCAAUCUCAAAAAUAUUUCUGAAAUGUUGAGUAUAACUUGAAACUCAUUUUUAUAUUCUGUAGAUAUAUUGUUAGAAAAGUAAAAUAAGAAUUUAAUUACCUGCACUGGUGACCUACAUAAUUUUUUUUUCUGACCUCACUUUUUCAUUUUAUUUGGUGUAUAACAAAGAAAUUGAACCAAGUGCGAUAAUACUAAUUAAUACUAAUUCCUUUAAUAUACAUGGUUACUGAAGAACUCUUUGUUGUUUGCUUCAUUCAUGAGGUGAGCAAAAUUAAACCAAACUCUCAAAAGUGAAGAUG